CUUCUCCACCAUGGGACUACGGCCGAAUCAUGCGUUUACAGUCAAUCCUGUGGGCAUCAUGGAACCUCGCCUCGCAAAUCAGCGCGAGUACCUGCUCCCCUGAAGGUUUUGGCUCACUCCCAGCAGGCGUAUCGAUUUUGAAUACCACGGCAUUUCCCGUCUCUUCGCCAUCAAAUGUCUAUGGGCAGUCGGCCGCAGACAGUCCGGGUUACAACCCAGCCUACGCCUGGAACUUUCCUGCGCUCUGCGCUGUCACCGCUAAGAUUGUCGAGGGCAACUCGUCCUACAACCUCGGCCUGUUCCUGCCGAGCCAAUGGGGAGGGAAAUUCCUGGUGGUGGGCGGCUACUCGUUCGCCGGAGGCAUCAACUGGCACGACAUGGGCCCGGGGCCCUGGUACGGCAUGGCGACAGUCACGACCGACACAGGCCAUCUCUCGGCAGCUGCCAACCAGUCCUGGGCUGCUGACCCGGGACUGCGGGCAGCAUGGGGCUCGGUCGCGAUGCACGGCGCCGUGACAUAUGGCAAGAUGCUCACUGAGGCUUACUACAGCUCCAACAUCACCGGAUCUUACUACAGCGGCUGCUCGACGGGCGGGAGGCAGGGGCUCAAGGAGAUCCAGGAGCACCCUGACAGUUUUGACGGGCUCAUGAUAGGCGCCCCAGCGUGGAACACCAAGAACUACAUGCCCUGGCUGACGCAGAUCGGCAUCUGGAACCAUGCGAGCAACGCGACCAGGCUGAAUGACACCGACUUUGGCACCCUGGCGGCCUUCGUGCAGGCCCAGUGCGAUGCCCAAGACGGGCUCGAGGACGGGAUCGUCAGCUCACCCGAGACGUGCCGCAUCAGCUGGGACAAUAUCAAGUGCGGGUCGCCGAGCAACCCGAGCCCGUGUCUCAGCAGCGAGCAAGUCGAUAUCGCACAGCUCGUCUACGAUGACUAUUACAUAGAAGGGGGUGCCGACUUUGUGCACAAUGGCUUCGGGAUUAGCUCCGAGGAACAGUGGCCGACCUUUCUCACUGCGUCGAGCACGACCGGCUUCGACGGAGAAUAUGAGCGGUACUUCCUAAACUAUGGAUCGGAAUGGCAGACCAAAAGCUACAACUCAUCGACUGUGCUAGACUCGCGCGCGCGCGAGAACGACGUUGCGACUGCAGAUCGUUUUGAGCUGAGACCCAAUAGCAAGGGCUUGUACCCCAAGAUCUUCAUGUAUCACGGAAUGGCGGACGGUGUCAUCCCCUUCAAAUCCUCGGAGCUGUAUUACAACCGCACUCAGGCCGCCAUGCCCGGGGCGAAUGUUACGGAUUUCUUCCGCUUCUUCGCCGUCCCUGGGAUGCAGCAUUGCUGGGACACAUCAUCGCCCCUGGCCUUCGCGCCAAGCAAGACCACAGUCGACGCGCCUUGGAUGUUUGGCGGGGCAGGACAGGCGGGAUAUCUCCAGAACUUUAGGCUUGGCAACGGGUGGUCGGUGCCUGGCUUUGAGAACAACUCUCGGUACGACGCGUUUGCUGCUAUAGUGGACUGGGUGGAGAAAGACGUCGCCGUCGACAGCGUCGUGGCCACAAUGUGGAAACGAGGCAACGGGACGGUCUAUACUACUUCAGGCGAGGUUCUCCGGCAGAGGCCAAUAUGGGCGUGGCCGAAGGAGGCCGUCUUCGUCGGUGGAUCUGCGGACCCUAAUUUAGAAUCUAGUUGGCAUUGCAGUUGAAGAUGCGAUCAAUAGUAAACGGAAUGCCUUACAGA
Messenger RNA from Diaporthe batatas, 1741 nucleotides. RefSeq lists its product as uncharacterized. The transcript is spliced from 2 exons. Lineage: Eukaryota; Fungi; Ascomycota; Sordariomycetes; Diaporthales; Diaporthaceae. The record is from RefSeq and is a predicted model, not a curated record. The coding region runs from base 30 to 1706 and encodes 558 amino acids.